AUGUCUGGUAAAGUUUACGUUGUUUCUGCCGUUAGAACUCCUUUAGGUUCUUUCCAAGGUGGUUUAUCUCCAAAGACAGCUGUUGAAUUGGGUGCUACUGCUGUUAAGGCUGCUGCUGAAAGAGUUCCUCAAUUGAAUGUCGAAAAGGACUUCGAUGAGAUCAUUUUUGGUAAUGUUAUGACUGCCAACAACGGUCAAAACCCUGCCAGACAAGUUGCUUUGACUGCUGGUUUGGAUAAGCAUAUUGUUGCCACUACCGUCAAUAAGGUUUGUGCUUCAGGUAUGAAAGCUAUUAUUUUAGGUUCUCAAACCAUCUUAUGUGGUAAUGCUGAUGUCGUCGUUGUUGGUGGUACUGAAUCAAUGACUAACGUUCCAUACUACGUCCCUUCUGCUAGAGGUGGUGCCAGAUUCGGUGAAACUAAAAUGAUCGAUGGUAUUCAAAGAGAUGGUAUCAACGACGCUUACGAUGGCUUGGCAAUGGGUGUCCAUGCUGAAAAAUGUGCUCGUGACUGGGAAAUUACUAGAGAUGAACAAGAUAGUUUCGCUAUUGCUUCUUAUCAAAAGGCUCAAAAGGCUCAAAACGAUGGUAAAUUUGACAAUGAAAUUGUUCCAGUUACCAUUAAAGGUUUCAGAGGUAAACCAGAUACCCAAAUUACCAAAGAUGAAGAACCAGCUAAUUUGAAGGUUGACAAAUUGAGAUCUGCCAGAACUGUCUUCCAAAAGGAAAACGGUACUGUUACUGCUCCAAAUGCCUCUCCAUUAAAUGAUGGUGCUGCUGCUUUGAUUUUAGUCUCUGAAAGAAAAUUAAAAGAAUUGAACUUGAAACCUUUAGCUACAAUUAAAGGUUGGGGUGAAGCUGCUCACGAACCAGCUGAUUUCACCUGGGCCCCAUCUUUAGCUGUUCCAAAGGCUUUAACCCAUGCUGGUAUUGCUCAAGACGAUGUCGAUUUCUUCGAAUUUAAUGAAGCUUUCUCUGUUGUUGGUGUCGCUAAUCCAAAGAUCUUGAAAAUUAACCAAGAUAAAGUUAAUGUUUACGGUGGUGCUGUCGCUUUGGGUCAUCCAUUAGGUUGUUCAGGUGCUAGAGUCAUUGUUACUUUGAUCUCUGUUUUGCAUCAAGAAAAUGGUAAAUUAGGUGUCGGUGCUAUCUGUAACGGUGGUGGUGGUGCUUCUUCUGUCGUCAUCGAAAAGGCUUAA
Molecule: messenger RNA, 1194 nt
Organism: Vanderwaltozyma polyspora DSM 70294
Lineage: Eukaryota; Fungi; Ascomycota; Saccharomycetes; Saccharomycetales; Saccharomycetaceae
Gene: ERG10
Product: acetyl-CoA C-acetyltransferase
Exons: 1
Coding region: 1-1194 (397 amino acids)
Biological process (GO): ergosterol biosynthetic process; fatty acid beta-oxidation
Molecular function (GO): acetyl-CoA C-acetyltransferase activity
Source: RefSeq, a predicted model, not a curated record